Messenger RNA from Vitrella brassicaformis, 2193 nucleotides. Lineage: Eukaryota; Vitrellaceae. The record is from the annotation of a GenBank genome assembly.
GUUGGUGUUGCCAUGCCAUUCAUCUCUUGACUGUGGGUGCUCGCAGUGCCUGCACCCACAGCGGCGCUCUGUGUCCCAUAGGAGAUGUGUCGAUGUCCGACAAACCCGACACCACACGACGCUGACACACACACAGCACACACACACAGAAGACAAGAGACACACACAUGCGACACAACACUCCUCGCUGACUGUAGGCGCGUGUUCUCGGAUGUACCUCACCUCUUGCAUCAUCUUCUCUUUUCUCUCUUGGAAUUGCAGAUGGAGGUAGCUGUCGCCGCGAAAACCGACCAGGGUCGGCAGCAGCGGAUUCGAGGUGAGGAAGGCCUCCAUCGCUGCCGGAAUGAACCGCCUGAUUUAGACGCACAGAGAAGGAGGAUGAUGGACAUUCAUUGUAUGUGUGUUCGCGGCCAUGUGCUUGCCCAUCCAUCGGCCCACCCUUGUCUCUGCGAGUCGAUGAGGAUGUGAUGGACCUGCGCAAUGUUGUCAGCAAGUGCAGCCCCCUCAUACCGUCUCUUCUGUCGCGUCACCCCAUCGCCGCCCUCUCCACCGCGCGGCGCCACCAUGCAGCCCCUCACCGCCGCCAGCGAACACAGCCGUUCGGGCAGACUCUCACUCCGGCGGGACAGCACCAGCCAGUCGGCGUCUCUCAUCGCGAAACCGCCCUCAGGAUCAACCAAAUCCUCUAUGUGCACCUCGACGGCCCGCACCGACGCCGCAUGCAGAGCCCGAUACCUCUGGGGAAACCUUUUCAUCGCCUGUCGCUGUAUGGCAUCCCUCAGCUUCUCGUCUUUGUCCCUGCUGUCCUCCUCUGCCGCAGCUGGUGGGAGGCUCAGCGACGCACGCCGCGCCAUCAUCUCGGCCCGUCGACGAUGGACCCGCAGCGUCCGUUUAGGCGCCAGGACGGACGUAGUGUUGCCCAGCGAGACCCAUUCCUCAAGCCCCCUCUCCGAGACCAACACACGAGCCAGCGCCACACGGUCCGCCACCGGCACCACAUCGAGUUGGGGCACGCCUUGCGAGUGGGAGGUGGCCGAUGCGGCCGACCGGGGCGUCUGUCCCCCUUGGUGUGACGGGUGUGCGCUCGUCGGGCGGGGCGUGAUUGUCCUCAUUUGACUGUCCAGCAGCAGUGGGGCCGAGACGCGUCGGGACAUCGCCUGAAUCGCCGUGUCUUCAGCAGUGUCGGCUGCGGACGGCUCGAAGAGCACCAGGAGACCGAUGACUUGGCAGUUGGCGUAGCGGGAGUUGAUGAAGAGCCGGGCCUCGUUAAUGAGGGAGAGGUCUUGACGAGUCAGUAGUUUCUUUGGGCCGCAUUUGAAGUAGAGCAGCACGGCGGUGAGAUGAUGGGGGGCUGAGGCGGGUGGCUGGGACAGUGCCUCAUCUGCUGCUGCAGGGCCCUCCUCAAUAUUCUCUGUGCCUUCCAUUCCGAGAGGGGAGGGAAGGGAGAGACUGCCAGCAGCGAUCGGAUCGGCCGUUGAAUAUUCCCCGCUAGGAAUGGCAAAACUGUACACACACCAGGGCAGGCAGGCGUCACCGAGGCAGUCACCCUCCCCGCCCCAUGCACUGCACACAGUACUCACCGCGUCGCCUAAUGUCAACUACUCCGGCCUGGCAUCAACUAUCACCCAUUGCAAUGGAGCGGACACAGCAGAUAGAGAUAGAGAGACAGAUAGAGGGGAGAAAAAUAUCACUCAUGCAUGGCAUGCCUAACCGCACGCAGACACACAUCAACGAAUAUAUGCAUGGGGUCCAUGGAGUUCCACAGAUGCGCAGGGACUGCACACCACACCGAUGGGUCGCUGUACAUGCAUCCAAUGGCAGACAGGCUGGCAGGCAAACAAGCGCAUGUCGUCGUUUGUGCAGUCAGUCGGUCAAACACUCGAUCAUCGGCCGCGAGGGACGCAAAAUUUGAUGCGUCAGGCAGGCAGGCGGCCGCAAUACAGACAUUCUCUCUCUCUCUCUCUCUCUCUCGUGGUGGGUGUGGUGGGUGUGGUUGCUUUCGUUGCAUCACACCCACCACAACGGCAGCAACCACAGGCCCACCCGCCCACCCUUUCCCACAAUGAAUGGCACACAUGCACACAUGACAUCCACCUGUGUGUUCACACCUGAUGCGCCUCAGCCAGCCAGCCAGCCAGCCAGCUGGUAAAAGCACGUCUGUAUGUACGUCUGUAUGUGUUCAUACGACGUGUG